UAAAAAUACCCUAGCUAGGUGCUAGCGCAUGGCUGUGUUUAAAAACAUUCAUUAGAAGAUAGAAAAUGAUGAUGAGAGAAAAAACUUGAUGGCAGUCAAAACAGUUCUUCUAUUGAAGAGAGAAAGGAUGGAAGGAUUAUGCUAAUUAAAACAGCUGGAUGCUAUUUGUUACAAAAAGUAAAAUUCAAAGGUCAUAUCUGUGUGUAAUCAUUCAACCUAUAUAUCAUAUGACCAUUGUUGUCAGACUAUUGUUCCUAUAGUGACACUAUAUCAUGUGAUGUGUGACUGCAAUUUGAGCAUACUACCUCUGUACCAAAAUAUAAGACGUUUUUGCAAUUCCACUUAAACCGCAAACACGUCUUAUAUUUUGGUAAGGAGGGAGUACUCAUCAAUGUUACAACUGUAAUUAUCCGAAAGUGCAUGCUUAAUAGUGUAGCAUCUUGGGUAUUCCUGGAGCAAAAUAGAAGCAAUGGAUAAAGAAACACAUAUGAUAUACAUCUCCUUCCGAAGGUAAUAAGGAUUGAAUGAAACCAAAGUCACUUGUCAGCCAAGUAAUCAACAAGUUUGUCACACAAAUGGGACCACAUAUACAGCAAAAUUGUAACGGUGGACAACGAAUGAAUUAACAAUGUAUCCUUCCAAAAGCUCAAACAUGAAAUGAGAAAUCGUGAUGAAGGAUCUGCAUGCAGCUAGCCUGCUAAAGAAGUAGAGGAAGGGGUAGGACAGAAAAGAGAAGGAAGAAGCUGGGUAAGCGGUUGAUGCUAUCUCCUUACAAAGAACAAAAUCACUUGUCAGCCAAGUAAUCGAGUUGCCGACAAAUUUAUCACACCGAAGGGACCAUAGCAAAGAAAAACCAAUUGACGAUGUAUCCUUCCACAACAACAAAGCUGGAAUGAGAAAUCGUGAUGAAGGAUCUGAGUGCAGCCUGCUGAAAAGCAGAGAAAGGACAGAAAAGAAAAGGAAGAAGCUGGGCAAUGGGUUGAUGCUCUGCCAGAAGGUAGCGGGCACGAUAGGGAAAUCGCUUUGCCCAGGCCCCCAACCCUGCUACGUUCAUCAUGAAGCCUCUGCAGCCUUCAUGCUAAAGAAGGAAAGAAGGUAGAGAAAAGGAAAAGAAGAAUACAAGCACAAAUCCUUUUGCUAGCAGCCCACGGCACACACAGAUAGGCGUUUGCAUUGCAUCACAUUGCAUGCAAGGCCAGACCACACAGACGCAUGCAUCCAUUCCAUACUAGGUGCUAGCCUAUCCUGAUUCUGCUAAACCGAUCGAUCAAACUCCUGAGACACCAUCACACACACCAGGCCGGCGGCGGCGGUGGAGGAGGAGGAGGAGGCGGGAUAUAAUCCAUGGCCGAGCUCGCGAGCGCCGUGAGCACGUUGCUGGGUGUAAUCAGCCACGAGGCGCAGAGGCUCGGCCGCGUCCGACGCGACGUGCAGUUCAUCCAGGAGGAGAUCGAGAGCAUGAGCAGCUUCCUGGCCGACCUGUCUAGGAUGAGCCGCGAGCAUGAUGAGCGGGUCCGCACCUGGAUGAACCAGGUCCGGAUCCUCGCCGACGACUGCAAGAAACAUAUCGACCUCUACCUCUACCGCGGCGACCCCAGAUUCCACCUACCCAGGGGAGGCCCCCGCCGCUACCUCUUGUGGGCUCCCUGGCUGCUGCGCAAGCUGCUUGCACAGCACCGUGCAGCAGGCCAGCUAAGGGAGCUCAAAGACCGGGCCCAGGACAUUGGCAACCGCCGAUUGAGGUAUGGCGUCGAGAUCAAAAUGUUAGAGUCAUCAACAUCUUCCAGGGAUGUGCUCGCUGAGCCAUUGUUGUUGCCGGGCACACACAACCGUGAAGAAGAAGAACAUGACAAUAACCAAGAUGGGGACGGUCGACUCAAGGUGGCUUUGUCCAUGACUAGUAUGAAAAUGGACAAGGAAGACUACAUUAGGAGGAAGCUAGAUCACUGGAUCGGAUCAGUGAUGCAGGCAGGGGCAGCGGAGAAAGACAUAGAAUUGAGGGCGGCGGGAUCAACAAAAACAUUACCAUCCAUCGCCUUUGUGGUAACAGAGACCGAGGACGCCGAUGCUCUUGGGCGUGAAACCCUCUCUGUGGCGAAAACCCAUUUCAAGUGGGCAGAGAAAGCCCAUGCCCUUGCGCAUGAAGACAAGGCUGUGCCACCGGAGACCAAGGAUGCCUACCCUCUUGCGCACGAAGAUAAGGCUGUGCCACCGGAGGCCAAGGAUGCGAACGCUCUUGCGCAUGAAGAGAAGGCAAUGCCGCCUGAGAUAAAGGACACCGGUGCCCCUGCGGAUGAAGAUAAGACAAUGCCGCUGGAGACCAAGGACACCGACACCCUUGCACUCGACGAUAAGCCCAUGCCACCGGAGGGCAAGGACGCCGGUGUUACUCUUGCACACCAAACUCCAUCUGUCCUCUUGGUCGACGUCUCUGGGAUGCACUACGAUUUUGUACCGCUACAACCUCUGAAGAUUCUAUGCUACAUCCUUCAUGAGCUCAACCAGCAGCAAGGCAUAGGUCCUCCUACUAACAGAACAAGACGAGGUGUUUACAGGUACACAAAUGCCAUGAUUGGUGAAAUCAAGCGCAAGAUACAUGAAAUGGAUGUCGACUACACGAUUAAUGACAUUCAAAUCAACAAUCCUGAAGAUGGUGCACGAUGGUUACAGUACCUGGAACAAUUGCACGAGGGAGGAGAGGAUUUGGAAAAAUAUAUCGCCUCCUAUGUGCCAUUGAAGGGACUACUCUGGUUGCUCAUCUACUACUCAAUUACUUCUGCAGCUGAUAUAAAAGACAAACAGAACAAAGCCAUGGUAGCAGAAUCGUACCAUGCCAUCAUCAAGCAAACAGCCAAGAAGCUUAAAAGGGAAAUAGAAGCAGGCGGCUCAAACUCAAAGCAGCUGGAGGAUCGCGAAUAUGAAGACAUCUUGUGGAGGGUGUUUCCAAGGGCAACCAGCACCACCGCCGCUACCAAUAUUAGUCCUGGCACAUUGGUCAUGACAGGUGAACCAGAUCCUCAAACCCAGGAAGCUGAUUUUCUCGAAACCACAAAGAUGAAGAAGGAAGAAAUCGGAACGGAUAUUAAAAAGCAGCUCAAGAUAAAAAUGAUUGUGCAGAUGAUUCAAGAAUGUUUGAGAGGUGAUGAAAGGAUCCUGGUCAUCCUCAAAGUUCAUGACAAGUAUGUACCCAAAUGGGAGGAGACCAGAAAAACUUUGAGCCUGUUGAGGUGUCCCAUCCCCAUCGCUGGUGCUGUGAUUGUGGCAACAAAAACCACUGAACAGUAUGAGCAAUAUUUUCGUUGUCCAGAGCUAGAGCAUAUAGAAUAUUCUCUUGUUGGCCUCUACCUUGAUAUGGUGCUCCAGCUAACAAGCCAGCAUAUGAAUGAUCAACACAGCCGCCAGGUUCUUCACGACAUCUUGUGUGAGUGCGAGCCACAUGAAUUCUGCAUGAAGAUCUUUGCUCAUGCAUUGUACGCCAAACCAAAGAGGAGCAGUGAAGAGCUGAACAAGUUGCACAACGCCUUGCGUGUCAGUGCCACACAAAAAUCAUUGCCCAGUAUGAUGUUCAAGUUCUCAUGCAGGGAUCUGCCUAAAGAGUACAUGUCUUGUUUGUUGUACCUCGCUAUCUUCCCUCAGGGACAAACCAUCAAGCGGUCAACCUUGAUAGGACGAUGGGUUGCAGAGAGGCUGAUAACCACCAAAGAAUGGCGCUGGUCCUCUUCAGUGGAUGAAGCCGAGAAAUGUUUUGAUACGCUCGUCGCCCGGUGCUUUGUUUGUCCUGCUGGCAUUGGUGCUACUGGAAAAGUCAAGAGCUGCACAGUGCAUAAGCUAGUUUAUGGAUUCAUUACUAAGAUUGCCAUGCAGCAUCGCAUUCUGGAGACACAGCUGUCACGUCACUUGGCUCGUCACUUCUCCAUAUUCAGCGAUGUCCGCCUCCGCAGCUCUGAAACAAUAGAGAAUUUCUUUCAAAAGUCAUCUCAAUUCUACAAGCUCAAGGUGCUAGAUCUAGAGGGCUAUGAAGGCUUCCCAUGGAACGAACACUACCUAAGUGACAUAUGCAGGAAGAUACUAAUGCUCAAGUAUCUCAGCCUAAGGGGAACGGGCGUUACCAGGCUGCCCAGUGAAAUCAACAAUCUUCUUGAGCUGGAGGUAUUGGAUAUCCGGGAGACCAACAUUCCUGCAUCUGCAACAAGAAAUGUCCUGCUCCAAAAGUUGAAACGUCUGUUGGCUGGCCAUGUUGAUUCAAGUCCUGCCAACUUUUCCAGUGUCCAGAUCCCUGAGAAGAUUUUUAAAAUGGAGGGUGUGGAGGUACUGUCCAAUGUCAAGCCGAAGAAUCGUCGGGACUUGAGAGACAUUGGAGUUCUGAAUGAGCUGAAGAAGCUCGGUGUGGCUAUCAACGAGAGUGACCUCGAGCCGUUGCUUAAUACAAUCAGUGACCUCCUACACCAGUCCCUCCGUUUUCUGUCAAUUACUCUUGACAUAACUAUAUACAAGGACCCUCCAUCAAAGCUGAGACUGGAACAAAACUUCCCCGAUGUUCUUGAAAGACUAAGUAUAAAUGAAAGCACUAGCACACAAAAAGGGCAGCUUUUUAAGAUAUUGGUAGGAAAUGGAAAUCAUUCAAAUCAACUUGCUAAGGUAACUCUGACUGGUACUUUCCUGAGCCGGGAAGAUCUGAAGAUUCUUGCCAAGCUUGAGAACUUACAGUGUGUCAAGCUUCGACACAAUAAGUACGAUGAGAGCAAGCUCACUUUCAACAAGGGUGAAUUCAAAAAUCUCAUUAGUUUUCUUGUUGAGGGAAAAAACAUGACUGAAAUCAUUUUUGAUAAGGGAGCUGCUAGGAACCUGGUGAAGAUCGUUUUGUCCUCCACCAACAUGGUCUCUAUCAGUGGAGUCGGCUGGCUUAAAAAAUUGGAGGAGCUCGAACUGAACAACAUCGAGGACAAGUACAUGUUGCAUUCUUUGCUUGUCAAUGCCAAACACAUAACCAGGUUAACUCUUCGUGAUACAUUGCUGGAACAAGGUGAUCUGAAAAUCCUCGCCUGCGAACGAAAGAUAUGCUACCUAGCGCUCUUGGGGAAGUUUUGUAAUGGCAAUCACCUUGUCUUCAAGGAAUGUGACUUCCAUAAGCUCAACAUUCUUAUUGUUGACUCUGAUGACAUCACCGAGAUAAGCUUCACCAACAGCUGUCCUAAUCUUGAGAAGAUGGUCUGGUCAUUCAGAAAAAUUGUUUCUCUGUCCGGAAUUGACAAACUUCCUGCAUUAGAGGAGCUGGAGUUGAAGGGUGACAGUGUCCCUAAUAAGGUGGAAGAAGACAUUAAAAAACUAGAGAGUAGGCUUGACUACAAACACAGGGAUAAGCCAAAAAUAAGAAGAGAAUAAAAGAGAACCGGAUGGCACUGCAAGAUGCCCAUCCUUGUGGAAGGUGAAGGAUUGAUGCUGGAGGAACUGAAGGCUUUCCCGUUACCUCUUCCAUUCAUCACCAAUUCCUGCCAUGGUAUGUAUUUGUGUGUGCCCAUGUGGUUUGCCAUUGUGUGUUUCUGUCUACUGAGUGUGCAUUUGUGUUCUGCUUGUGCCGAGUGAUUUGAGUGGUGUGGGUGUGAGUCCAGUUACUUGUUCGGCCUGUGUGCCUUGUGAUUGUGGUUGAGCAUAGUGGUUGUGCGUAUGCUCACGGAUCUGGAUGCGUUUGGCUUUCCUCUCGACAAUAUGGUUCCAUGUAAUAAGUGCAAUGCUUGUACUCGCACAUUUGACUUGUUAUUAAUAUAUACUGUUGUGUGCUAUAUCAUGUGCUUUGGCUGGAUUCUCCAAUGAUGAACUGGUGUAUGACAUAACAUAAUAACGCAGCUACCAGCCGUAAUAUCAAAAGCAGUUAGUUAUAGCCCUUGAAGCAGAGUUUUAAUGCAGAUCAGAGGUUUCUCAGAUAUUUGUCCAUCUUCUCCCUAGCUAGUGCGGUAGUUCAACCGCACAUGGUUUCAUGCAAGUCAUCACUGAUCUAAUGACAAACAAAAUAGCAAGGUCGGUAAAGUCAUUGGCCAAAUAAACAGAAGUUUCAUAGACUAAGCUUCACUAGAGUCCUCUUGACAGAUUUCACUAACAGGCUCACAAAUGACCAUAUGUUCAGUGCGCAAAAAUUCCAUAAAGCUGUUGAUAGA
This is a messenger RNA of Triticum dicoccoides, 6152 nucleotides long. RefSeq lists its product as uncharacterized. The record is from RefSeq and is a predicted model, not a curated record. Gene Ontology annotation, biological process: defense response to other organism. The coding region runs from base 1345 to 5382 and encodes 1345 amino acids. NCBI's taxonomy places the organism in Eukaryota, Viridiplantae, Streptophyta, Magnoliopsida, Poales, Poaceae. The transcript has a single exon.